Messenger RNA from Trichobilharzia regenti, 1014 nucleotides. NCBI's taxonomy places the organism in Eukaryota, Metazoa, Platyhelminthes, Trematoda, Strigeidida, Schistosomatidae. The record is from the annotation of a GenBank genome assembly.
AUGAUUCAAGAUGUAUCUCCAUUUGUACAGACUAUAUUGGGUACUGGUUUAACAUGGUUUGUAACUGCUCUUGGCUCUGUAUUCUGUUUCAUCAUUUCUAGUCAUUCUGUCCAUUUACAGAAUCAGAUUCUCGAUGGGUGUCUAGGUUUUUCGGCUGGGAUUAUGUUGGCGGCGUCAUUUUGGUCACUUUUGGACCCAGCUCUGGAAAUGGCCAAAAAUGACCUGGGCCUGGGUGCAUAUGCUAUCGUACCAGUAAUAUCAGGAUUGUUUUUCGGUGCAAUAUUUGUUGGGAUGGUAGAAUACUUCUUGCCUGCUCAGUGGUUCGAACCUGCACUUGAUGUAGCUAUUGAUUCUUCAUACAUGCAGCGUAAAGUGAAUUCUAUGGAAUUAUUAAAUGAAUCGCACAAAACUACUGACAGUUUGAUGAAUAAGUAUACUGAAUCUGAUGUCAGAUUACGUCGCGGGGAUACUUCACAGAAUGGAUCUUACGAGUCACCUGAAUCCCUAGAAGAUGGAGACAACAGAAAACAGCCGAAAAGAAUGUUAAUGACACGGCGUUUGUGGUUGCUGCUAAUAGCAAUUACUGUGCAUAAUAUACCAGAGGGGUUGGCAGUUGGUAUUGCUUUUGGUGGAGUUGGUCAAUAUCCACAUGCUACUUUUUCACAUGCCAGUAAUCUUGCAAUUGGGAUAGCCAUUCAAAACUUCCCUGAGGGUUUAGCUGUCAGCUUACCUUUGUAUUCUGCUGGUUAUGGAUUUCUCAAAAGCUUUUGGUAUGGACAAUUGUCUGGACUAGUCGAACCUUGUGCGGGACUUAUUGGUUGUUUAGCUGUACACUUUUUCCGCAAACUUCAACCUUAUGCUCUGGGUUUUGCUGCUGGUGCAAUGGUAUUUGUAGUAUUUGAUGAUGUUAUGCCUGAAUCUCAUUCUAGGGGGCAUGGUCGUCUGUCGUCUAUUAUGGGUUUGAUUGGUUUCGCUAUCAUGAUGUGUUUGGAAGUUAUCACGGAAUCAAACUGA